Patella vulgata (common limpet) is the source of this 9678-nucleotide messenger RNA. Its product is annotated as calcium-dependent protein kinase C. Gene Ontology annotation, molecular function: diacylglycerol-dependent serine/threonine kinase activity; ATP binding; zinc ion binding. Gene Ontology annotation, biological process: protein phosphorylation. Lineage: Eukaryota; Metazoa; Mollusca; Gastropoda; Patellidae. The coding region runs from base 52 to 2031 and encodes 659 amino acids. The transcript has 16 exons. The record is from RefSeq and is a predicted model, not a curated record.
CCCGUGAAUGAGGAUGUUAAACUCAUCGUAGAUAGGCUGCACACUGUAAAGAUGGCUGAAGAAACGGCUCCUAUAAAUGCGUUCAAGGGAGUGCAGCGACGGGGUGGAUUUAGACAGAAAAAUGUAUUUGAAGUAAAGGAUCAUAAGUUUGUACCACGUUUCUUCAAGCAACCUACGUUCUGUAGUCACUGCAAGGAUUUUAUUUGGGGUUUUGGAAAGCAGGGAUUCCAAUGUCAAGUUUGUAGUUUUGUGGUUCACAAGAGAUGUCAUGAGUUUGUCUCCUUCCAGUGUCCUGGAGUUGAUCAUGGACCUGACAGUGAUGCAACGAAUUUGCAUAAAUUCAAGGUGCAUUCCUAUGGCAGUCCAACAUUUUGUGAUCAUUGUGGAUCUUUAUUGUAUGGGUUAUUACAUCAAGGGCUGAAAUGUGAUGCUUGUGAUAUGAAUGUACACAAAAGAUGUGAAAGUCAUGUACCAAAAUUAUGUGGUAUCGAUUUCACAGAGCGAAGAGGAAGAAUAUAUCUGAUAAUAAAACCACAAGGAAAUAAGUUAAUUGUUGAGGUGCGAGAGGGUAAAAAUCUUUGUCCGAUGGACCCAAAUGGAUUAGCAGAUCCUUAUUGUAAAAUUAAAUUAGUGCCAGAUGACUCUAAUAAAUCGAAACGAAAAACAAAAACUAUUAAAGCUAGCUUAAACCCAUGUUGGCAAGAAACCUUUACAUUUGAAUUAUCUGCAGAAGACCAUUCUAAGCGCAUAUCAUUUGAAUUGUGGGAUUGGGAUAGAACGUCAAGAAAUGAUUUUAUGGGAUCUUUAUCAUUUGGGGUAUCAGAAGUAGUGAAGAAUCCAGUAGAUGGAUGGUUUAAAUUGCUCAACCAUGAAGAAGGUGAAUUUUAUGGUAUUCCUGUUACUGAUGAAGUUACACCAACAAUUCAAGAGCUCAAAAGUAGAAUGCAGAAAACAGAUUUACAAGAAAGAAAAAUCCCACCUCCGAACAACGCACAAAAUAUGUCAAAACAAGAUAUUGUUAGAGCUAGCGAUUUCAAUUUUCUUACUGUUUUAGGUAAAGGUAGUUUUGGUAAGGUAGUUUUAGCAGAAAGAAAAGGUACUGAUGAACUUUAUGCAAUCAAAAUUUUGAAGAAAGAUGUGAUUAUUCAAGAUGACGAUGUAGAAUGUACAAUGAUAGAAAAACGGGUCCUAGCAUUGGCAAACAAACCACCAUUCCUUGUUCAACUACAUUCAUGUUUUCAAACUAUGGACCGCCUUUAUUUUGUGAUGGAAUAUGUCAAUGGUGGUGAUUUAAUGUACAGAAUACAACAAGAGGGAAAAUUUAAAGAACCUGUUGCAGCGUUUUAUGCUGCAGAAAUAGCAAUUGGAUUAUUUUAUCUCCAUUUGCAAGGUAUAGUUUACAGAGAUUUAAAAUUAGAUAAUGUAAUGUUAGAUAGUGAAGGCCACAUAAAGAUAGCUGAUUUUGGUAUGUGUAAAGAAGGAAUGUUUGGUGAAAAAUUAACUCGGACAUUUUGUGGUACACCAGAUUAUAUUGCUCCAGAGAUAGUUUUAUAUCAACCAUAUAGUAAAUCUGUUGAUUGGUGGGCGUAUGGUGUUCUUCUGUAUGAAAUGUUAGCGGGUCAGCCGCCUUUUGAUGGAGAAGAUGAAGAAGAAUUGUUCACGUCAAUAACGGACCACAAUGUGUCUUAUGCCAAGUCUAUGUCUCGAGAAGCUGUCUCAAUAUGUAAAGGGUUGUUAACCAAAAAUCCAGCAAAAAGGUUAGGGUGUGGAGCUCAAGGGGAACGAGAUAUUAAAGAACAUGCAUUUUUUCGACGAAUACAUUGGGUGAAUAUGGAAACGAGAGAUGUGCAACCGCCAUACAAACCAAAGAUUCAUGACUCGCGGAAAGCUGAGAAUUUUGACAAGUAUUUUACACGAGCCCCGUUGAAAAUGACGCCUAUCGACAGUCUGGUCAUCAUGAAUAUUGAUGAUGAUGCAUUCAGGAACUUUACCUAUGUUAAUCCUUAUUUUAUUGAUCAUCACUUGAGUUAAUUUUCUCUAUGCUGUUAACAUUUCUGUUGUUUGUUCCUUUUUUAAAAAUAUGUUCUGUUUUAUAUUCUUCCAUAAAUGUUGUAUAUCAUCAUCUUAACCACAAUAUCUCACUAUAUACUUACUUAUAUAUCUAUACAUACCAUUUUUAUAUAUAAAUUAUAUUAGUACGUAAUAUAUCUGUAUUUUAUCAGCAUUAUUUAUAAUCAGUGUAUUAUGCUAAAAAAAGCAUUAUUGUUUCCACAAGCUAUAAAUUAAUGAUUUAAUGCUUAUACUGUUCGUGGUAGAUGAUAAAACACAGUAAUUUAUUUUUAAUAUAAUGUAAUAUUAUAAUGGUUAUUUUAUUGAAGUAUUAUUAAAUUAUUAGUGAAAAUUUAAAACAGAAUCACUCUGUCCAGUUUUCAGAUUUAGAUUAGUACUAAAGGGUAUUACAACUGUAAAGAAAGGCAAAAAUUAAGAUAUGUUAAUAUUAAAGGGGCAUAAGGUAAGAUUAGAUAAAGAGUUGACAGUUCGCGCUCUAAUAGUUAAAAAAUAGGUAAUGAAAACAGAAUGUGCUGAAAAUUUCAGUCAGAUUGUUGCACUCUGAACCAAGAUAUGAGCGAUUCAAUUUUAGGCUAGCAUUGAUCGUCAUUACUAACGUUGGUACAAUAAUAAACAAAGUCUUGAUUAUCCAUUUUUACGUUUAAUUAUCCAUCACUAAAAUUAUUCAUUUCCACUAAAUAUCACAGGCUAAUGAGGGCAUUGAGAGUUGAUUUGUGGUUUGGAUAAGUUAAUUAAUGUCUAAUUAAUAAUUCAGAUAACAUUUCAGGCCUAAAGGAAGACCUGCAAUAGACAGAUUUAGCUCUAGCGUAAUGCAUGUUUAUCCAAAGUAUUUAUAUAACGGUUCAACAUAUUAUAUAGUCAAUGUAGAAAUUUAUAACUGAAAUACUGAUAAUAAAACAUAACACAAAUUUAAAACAGAAACAACUUCCUAAAAAGUCUGCCAUAAUUAAAAUACUGACCUAAGUGGGCUUCAACUUUUUAUUUCCCAUUUGAUGCAUUAUCUGAAUUAUAAAAAGAGUAUUGUAUAGAAUCUGAUUAUCCCAGCAAGGCUAAUAUGUGUAUUAUAUUUCCUUCUAAUGGCUGUUAAAAUGUUUUCAACUUAAAAUUUGAGUUAGCAUGUGAAUCAUUAGUAAAAAUAAAAACAAUGUUUAGAUAUUUUAUGCAUCAGGUUUAUUUUUAAUUAAAAGAGUUUCAUAAUACUAUCUAUAGCAGAUAUUUUAAGUAUUGUAUUGAAAUUAACUGAAAACAUGAUAAUAUAUACAUUCAGAUACAUUGACUAAAUGUUAGGUUACUGCUAACAGUACAUGAAUGUAUUGGUAAUCAUUUUUCAUUCAUCACACAUUUUAAUCUCAUUUUCAUGUGGGCAAAAUUGCUAAAAAUUUAACAAUUAUUAUUGCUAAUUUUCUAACAUUAUUGAACUAAAACUCCAAAGAUGUGUAUGUUAUCAUUCUGUUUUUAAUAGAAAAGUGCCAAAUAAGUUUAAAUUGAAUUGUGAUAAUAAAAAAUAAUGUGCUUUGCAUUAUGAAAUUAACAAUAUUUACUUUGAGAACAAAAUUUGGCAUCUUUCUCUUUAUGUUUGUUAUCUACCAGAUUAUUAUGUGAUUGUUGCUUGUUUGUGUUCAAUAUGAAUGCUUGGAUUCUUUUCUAUUAUGUGUUUUUAUUUAAUUCUAAUUUUGAUAUUCCUCUUGUUUGUUGCCUUAUUAAUUUUCCUAUUAUUUUGUUUUCUGAACAAAUUGAAUGCAUCAUUUGAUUCCCAGAAAUAACUCCUUUACAAGACACUUUUGUUGACAGUUUUGACUAUGUCAGUGAGUGGUGAUAUCUAGGUCUGAGCCAUCUAAUUUAUAAAUAAGAGAUUUUCAUUUACUCCCAAAAGAAUAGUUUAUUGCUCAGUUUUGGAGAAAAUCAAAAUCUCUGAUUUAUAAACUAUAAAGUAGAUGGCUCAGCAGACAGUAGAAGAGUAUUUAAAUACCUAGUUCACACACAAAUGAUUGUGUAUCCUCCCAUGUCAGGGUACUUAAGGACAUGUAAUACUAUUCUGCCAAAUUAGGAUUAGUUUGAUAUUUUCAACCAAUCACAGCCUAGUUUUCAUUAAUGGUUUAUUUUACAUUUUAAAAUUUGAAAAUAAGAUAGUGUGCAAUAAAACCAACAAUGUUGGGUAAUUUAACUAGACAGUAUCACAUAGAUGACAUCAUAUUGGAGUAUCUCCAAACUAUGGUUGUCUGUAUACAACACAGUUUUUUUGUGAAAAUGAAAUGUAUAGGACUGUUAAUUACCGUGACUCCUAGUUAGAUGUACAUUGCAGAUCCUAGUCAUGGUUCACGAUUAGGACAUAAUACUACUAUCUGAAGAAUGAGAGAAUGUUGUCAGAAUAUAUCUUUCUAUAAAAGGUUUUAGAUUUUAUUGACUCGCGUUCUUUUUACAAUGGACCUUAUAAUACAUGUAUUAUAAGAUCUGUGUUUUUACAAAUUUACUAAUUUAAAAAUGUUUUUUGUAAAUUUUAAACCGACCAAUAUUUGAAUAUAAGUGCCAUAACCCAACACAGUUCUAUGGAUAACAUCGUGUGAAGUAAAAUUUGAAAUUUAUCUCAUCUGAAAUGGGCUUCAUGAAAGUUUGCAUUUCAAGUUUAUCUGCAAAGGAGGCUCAGGCAUACUUGGAUUGUUUUAGACAUUGAAAGUAACAACAAUACUUAAAUAUAUAUUGGUAUUGUUGAGACUAAAUCUGACAGAAAAUAGAAUUGCAAUUGUUGACAUUAUUCAAGACAUGCUUUCAUUUGAUUAUUAUACUCUAAUGGUAGAAAUCUGUUUUGUUCAAAUGUGUCUAGGCUAUGAUUUAAUAGCAUUUUUAAAUAUAUUUUUAUAUCCGCCCACAUUGAAAUGUGGUCGUAUAUUGUCGUCGCCUCCGUCCGGCGGUCCGGCGUCCACAAUUGCUUGUGGACGCUCUAGAGGCUAAAGUUAAUAUCUGAUUGACUUUAAAUAUAUACACAGUGUUUAAGGUCUUGAGGCGAAGAAGCCUAUUGAUUUUCAGCGAUUUCCAAUAAUUACUGCCAGAGUUAUGGCCCUUGAUCACUUUGAAAAAUCUUGUGGACGCUCUAGAGGCUAAAGUUAAUAUCCAAUUGACCUAAAAUUUAUACACAGUGUUUGAAGUCAUGAGACGAAGAAUCCUAUUGAUUUUCAACGAUUUCCGAUAAUUACUGCCAGAGUUAUGGCCCUUGAUCACUUCAAAAAAUCUUGUGGACGCUCUACAGGCCAAAGUUAAUAUCCGAUUGACUUUAAAUUUAUACACAGUGUUUAAGGUCAUGAGACGAAGAAGCCUAUUGAUUUUCAGCGAUUUCCGAUAAUUACUCCCAGAGUUAUGGCCCUUGAUCACUUCAAAAAAUCUUGUGGACGCUCUAAAGGCUAAAGUUAAUAUCCAAUUGACCUAAAAUUUAUACACAGUGUUUAAGGGGUUGAGGCGAAGAAGCCUAUUGAUUUUCAGCGAUUUCCAAUAAUUACUGCCAGAUUUAUGGCCCUUGAUCACUUUGAAAAAUCUUGUGGACGCUCUAGAGGCUAAAGUUAAUAUCCAAUUGACCUAAAAUUUAUACACAUUGUUUGAGGUCAUGAGACGAAGAAGCCUAUGGAUUUUCAAUGAUUUCCGAUAAUUACUGCCAGAGUUAUGGCCCUUGAUCACUUCAAAAAAUCUUGCGGACGCUCUAAAGGCCAAAGUUAAUAUCCGAUUGACUUUAGAUUUAUACACAGUGUUUAAGGUCAUGAGACGAAGAAGUCCAUUGAUUUUCAGCGAUUUCCGAUAAUUACUGCCAGAGUUGUGGCCCUUGAUCACUUCAAAAAAUCUUGUGGAUGCUCUAGAGGAUAAAGUUAACAUCCGAUUGACAUUAAAUUUAUACACAGUGUUUAAGGUCAUAAGAUGAUGAAGCCUAUUGGUUUUCAGCGAUUUCUGAUUAUUACUGCCAGAGUUAUGGCCCUCGAUCACUUCAAAAAAUCUUGUGGAUGCUCUAGAAACAAAAGUUAAUAUUCGAUUGACUUUAAAUUUAAACACAGUGUUUGAGGUCAUGAGACGAAGAAGCCUAUUGAUUUUCAACGAUUUCCGAUAAUUACUGCCAGAGUUAUGGCCCUUGAUCACUUCAAAAAAUCUUGUGGACGCUCUAAAGGCCAAAGUUAAUAUUCAAUUGACUUUAAAUUUAUACACAGUGCUUAAGGUCAUGAGACGAAGAAGCCUAUUGAUUUUCAGCGAUUUCCGAUAAUUACUGCCAGAGUUAUGGCCCUUGGUCACUUCAAAAAAUAUUGUGGACGCUCUAGAGGCUAAAGUUAAUAUCCAAUUGACCUAAAAUUUAUACACAGUGUUUAAGGUCUUGAGGCGAAGAAGCCUAUUGAUUUUCAGCGAUUUCCAAUAAUUACUGCCAGAGUUGUGGCCCUUGAUCACUUGAUCUAGAGGCAAAAGUUAAUAUCCAAUUGACCUAAAAUUUAUACACAGUGUUUGAGGUCAUGAGACGAAGAAGCCUAUUGAUUUUCAGCAAUUUCCAAUAUUUGCUGCUAGAGUUAUGGCCCUUGAUCACUUUGAAAAAUCUUGUGGACGCUCUAGAGGCCAAAGUUAAUAUCCGAUUGACUUUCAAUUUAUACACAGUGUUUAAGGUCAUGAGACGAAGAAGCCUAUUGAUUUUCAGCGAUUUCCGAUAAUUACUGCCAGAGUUAUGGCCCUUGAACACUUUGAAAAAUCUUGUGGAUGCUCUAGAUUCUAAAGUUAAUAUCCGAUUUGAGUAUAAAUUUAUACACAGUGUUUGAGGUCAUGAGACAAAGAUUCCUAUUGAUUUUCAAUGAUUUCCGAUAAUUACUGCCAAAAUUAUGGCCCUUGAUUACUUUGCAAAAUUUUGUGACUCUCUAAAGGCUAAAGUUAUCAUCCGAUUGACUUCAGAUUGAUACACAAAGUUUAAGAUCUUGAGACGAACAAGUAUAUUGAUUUUCAAUGAAUUUUUAUGACUUGAACAGUUAAAUCCAUGAUAUUAAAAGCUUCGCAUAAAAAACGUUAGCAUGGGGCAGAACUUUAUAAAAACCAAACAAAUUCUAAUAGUUUUCUGAUAAUUACUUCGUGAGUUGUUGCUCUUAAUCAGAUUUUAGUGUAUAUAUAAUUAUAAAUGUUUCAUUACGAAAAAAGUAAAAAUAUGCGACAACCCUUGUUGACUGCCCGGACAAUUUAGUUGCUGUGGGCGUAUGUUUCGUUGCCUGGAAACCUAUCUUAAGAUUAUGAAAUAAAAAUUAAACAAAUACGUAAGAAAAUGUAUGUUCCAGUAAAAUAUAUUUAUAUUAUCAUCAUUGUUUGGGAUAUAAGAGUGCCUUAAUCCAAAUUACCAUGAGAUGUGUGUCUCUAGAGAUAACAUUUCUAUGUUUGUGUGGUAUGAAUGCUUGUGCUUGCUACUUAAAAAUUUUGAAUGAAGAAAUAAUCAACCUAAGUCUUUCAUUUUUUGAUUCAUCUUUUGCUCAAUUUAUUAUGAUAACCAUUUUGGAAUUGGAAUGUGUGUUGUUCGCUACAGUAUAAGAUUGAAAAAUUGUAACAUUUUAACAGAUUUAAUAAAGUUAAUAUUAAUCAUAGAUAGCAUGGGCGUGGAUUUAGGUGUGGGGGGGGCGUUCCCCCCCCCCCCCUUAGAAUCGGAAGGAGGGGGACGAAUAGGUCUCUGUCCCCCCCCCCCUGAUUUUGAUCGCCAGGAAAGAUUUUCAGGUUUAUAUCCACGCAACGGUGAGCUUGUUUCUACGUAUCUGGAGCUGAAUCGGGACUUGGAACAAGAAUUGCCAUUCUUCAAGCUCCAGUUUUUGGCCAAAUCUAUUUCACUUGUGCACAAAGCGUUCCUCAUUAUGUCACCUGAAGUGAGGCAGAUGUUCCCUUCUGUCGGAGCUCUUCUCAUCUCACACUGCUGAACCCUGCUAGUUCCUGCUCAGCCGAGCGAUCCUUCAGCACUCUGUGCCGUAUCAAAACUCGGCUGCUCAACUCCAUGACGCAAAACCGACUGAGCCACUUGAUUUCGUGUGCAGUGCAUAAUGACCCCCUUCAUGUCGGCAAGAUAUUCAAAGAGAACAGUCCUGAUCGUAGAACGAACGUCUUUAGACGAUUCAUUCAACUUCAUGAACAAUUAAUAUUUAUGCAGCUUUGAUGUAGGUAGUCAAUAUUUUUCCAUAUAGUCAUCAUAUUACCCCUAGUUACAGCCUUCAUCGAAAUAACACUGGCACAGUAACCUGUUCGUAAUUAUUUAUUUCGUUUGGUAAUGAAAUGUUCCAGAUUCCAGGGUUCCUCCGUCCCCCCCAAAAGUUAAGUCACAUCCACGCCCUUGAUAGAUAGUGCUAAAAUGAAUUGUGUUGACAGCUAAAUUGAUAAUUAUAAACAGAAACAAAUGUCCAAAGUAAUAGUAACUGCUUUAUCAGUGAGAGGUAGUGUCUUCAAUUUCAUGUAUAAAUGUAUUUUAUACAAUGUUUGCCAAUGGUGUGUUUUGGAAUGAUGGAAUGUGGUUUUUGUUGCUGUGUAGGAUUUUGUGUUAAACUAUUGUUACACAUUUUGAAAUUUAACUUGCCCGGUUAAUAUUUUCCCACAAUUACUAUUCUAUUUUAAAUGAAUUUAUGAAUUUGUCUUUAGGGUGGACUUGACACUUGUAAAACAAUGUUGUUGUAAUUCUGUAAUGGGUUGACACUAUAAUAAGUCUCAGUACUGACUAGUUUCUAUAUAAUGGCAGUAUGAAUUGUCUGACUCCUUGUAUAGCCUUUUUUGGAGAAUAUAUUAGAGAGCUUGCUAUUAGGGAAGAGUCGGAAUGAUAAGACACUGUUCCUUGUCAGUUUUCCAAAUGUUCGAUGGUUCAGAGUUUAUUGACUGUUUUUACAAGUAUUUCCUUCUAAACACCUUUAUUAUUAAUGUUCUCAAAGAGGUAUUCCAGAAGAUCUUUUUUUACGACAAAACAAUGCCACCUAUCGAUGAAAAAAUAUUGAUGACGGUUCAAUCUAUUAUUUUAUAGACAACUUUAAAUAAAUAGGUUGCUAGAAGAUUGGUGAUGUGUUGUUUGCAUUGAUACAGCUUUCAAACAUGUAAGAUAUUUCAGGGCCUUAUCGUUCUGAUCAUCAAAAAGACUAGGGAAAUAGUCAGACACUUUAUACUAAUAUAAUCCAUCCCCAGAUAGUCACAUAAUCUAAAUCUAAUCUCUUAAUUCUUGACCUGUGUUAAUUAAAUUAAAUCACUGUUAAAAUUUUAAUUUAGGAAUGAAAUCUUUUUUAAACAUGUCAGUCCACCCUUCUCAGUCUUUCCAAAGAUGUUUCUUUUGUAUAUAUUUUAAGAAUUUUUACUUAAUUACUUAUUGAUCUCUGAGUUUUGCCAAAAAAUUGAGUUAAAAUGAUAGAAUGUAGGCAUGAUAACGGUAACUGUGGUAUAUAUACCGUACCAACAUCUCAAUUGGUAACUGAGUACUUAUUAUUUUCUUCUGUUUUUUCAUUAACUGUUCUUUAUAUAAUUUUUCAAAUUUUAAUACCGUCUAUUGAUGUUUAUCCUCAUUUUAUUGUUAUCAUUCUAUUCCCUAAAAUGAUUUUUUUUACAAAUUUUGUACAUAUGAAAAUAUAUGUUCAUAAAAAAAACUUUAAAUUUAAA